AUGUGUUUACAUGGAUGCUGUUCAAAUGAGAAAUGUGUUGCUAUUUUAGAUCAACGUAAGAAAAUAUUAUCACCACUUAGUCAAACAAAUUCAACUAUAAAUUCUGGUGAUUGUAUAUCAUUAUUAUCAAGUGAUUAUAAUGAGAGUUAUAAAGAUAAUCUACUUAAAAUUCAUCCAUAUACAAGAAAAAAAUCAAUUGAACUACAUCAAAUUAUUUAUUGUCCAAUUGAAGAACAAAUGUGGUCAUAUGAAAGUGAACAAGAUUUAUCAUUAUUAAAUACAAGUGAUUAUUUAUUUUAUUCAUUAAAUGAUGAAAAAUGUUUGCUAUGCAAUCAAAUAAUUGAUUCAUUACUAAUAAAUCAGUUAGAUAAUGAAUUAUUCAAUGAACAAUUAUUAAUUAGAGUAAAUAAUCAUUAUAAUCAAAUGAAAUAUGAAUGUGAUAAAUGCAUUCAUAACAAAAAAGAAAACAAUAAUAUUAUCAAUAGUGUUACUACAUGUACAGAUAAAAAUUUAUCUCUUUCAACAAUAAAUAUGAUAAAUGAUAUUGAUAUACCGACAACACUGACAACUGAAUUUCCAUCGAAUAUUUUACAAAUAAAUAUUAAUGAUAAGGAUGAUAAUAAUGUGUUAUUAAGUCAAACAUGUGAAGUAAGUGAUGAUAAUACACUACUUAAAAAUAAAAAAGUAAUAAAAAAGCAGAAAUGUCUAACAGAAAAGUUAAACUGUCGUCUACCAACAACUCAUCAAUCGAUAACAUUAAAUGUUAAUGGUCAACCUUGUAAUACUUGUUGUACAUCAACAAGUUAUGGUUUAAAAUGGACAGAAAUAGAAAAAGAAAAUGUUUCAUCAGAUUAUUAUAUCAGUGAUUUAGGUGAUAUAUCCUAUGAUGAAUGUGUUAAAAAGCUGGAUAUCAAUCAAUCAAAGAAGUCAUCAACUAUAAAAAAAGAUAAAUGUAAGUGUUAUUGUCAAGUGGUUCAUUUAAUGGAUAAAAACUCCACAAAAGAUAAUAUACCGUCAUAUCAUAGACACUUUUUGCCAACAUCAGUUGUACAACAAAAAACUGUAUUCAUUGUAUCACCGAAUCAAUCACCAUCUGUAUUAUCCUUAUCAUCUACUGCGGCAGCAUCAUCAUCAACAACAACAUUAUGUACUUCAACUUUACCAGAUUAUUCAGUUAACUGUUUAGAAAAUUCAUAUACAUAUUCAUUAAAUUCAAAUGAAAUAUCAUUGGAUAAUUUUACUGAUAAACUACACACAUUUUGUCAUCAGGUAGUUAAACAACAUCCAUUAAAUAUAAUAUGA
Trichobilharzia regenti is the source of this 1302-nucleotide messenger RNA. NCBI's taxonomy places the organism in Eukaryota, Metazoa, Platyhelminthes, Trematoda, Strigeidida, Schistosomatidae. The record is from the annotation of a GenBank genome assembly.